CAGACCAAAACGUCAAAUUUAUUUGGUUAAUGUCAUUUUGUAUAGUGUGGUAUUUUUUUUUGGUAAAUUCUUCAUCUGUUUGAUGUUUGUGCAAGAAAAACAACAUAACAAUAGUUUAAAAAGUUACAAAAUAAGUUUUUGGGUUAAUACUAUUGACGAUUGCUAGUUGCCAAUUGACGGUAUUAGGUGUGGAUGCUUAUUAAAAUGUAUAAUAAACAAGUCAACAUGGAUUUUGGAACUUUUAUUGAUUCCUCAGUUUCCAGGACAUCGCAACUGUAAAGACCAGAUGCUAAUGCAUUUUUAAACCUGAAUAAUAUAUGUAAACAUGUCCGAACCCAAGAAAAUGAAACUGGAGGAACCUCAGAAAGCACUCCUGUAUCCAGUGCUGCCAGAUGAACUCACUGAAGACACCCCUUUGGUUUCUGUUUAUGUAGACACCAUUAAGGAACCUAAAAUGACUUCUAAAGUAGUGCUUAGCUUGAAUUCUCUCCUACCAGUGCCAGAAUUGACCCACUUAAAGAGAAUUAACAAAAGGGAGGUGCUGCUGUUUCCUGUAUCAAAGGAAAUAGCUGAAAAUUGUUUAGAAGUGCAUAAUUAUUUGGAAAGGAAAGGUUUUGACACCAACCUUGUAGCAAAUAAAAUUAGAACUGUUCUGGUAGCAAAAAUCCCUCCGAAAACUAAAAAGCAACACUGUAAAGUUCAUGCCUUAUGGCCUUGUAACUUUCAUCCAGAUAAGUAUUUGGAAAAACUAUCAACAAACACUUUGUUUAAUGACAGGGAACUGGAUGAGCAUAUAACUUACAUGAGAAUAGCAAUAGAAGUGGCUAAAAAAGCAAACAGUGUUGGCCUUAGCCAAACUCAACAAGGAGUCAUAGUCAUUGACCCUAAAAUCAAGUCAGUAGUUGCUAUUGGCUAUUCAGAAUCUACGCACAACCCUUGCAAACAUGCUGCUAUGGUCGCCAUAGAUAAUGUGUCAAAAACUCAAAAUGGUGGAGCAUGGAAUGACUAUACUCUUGACACUUCUUCGUCAGAUUUAAAUUUAAAUGGAUUCCAUCCAAAAUUAUUGUCCCACUUACAAAAACUCUUUUCAAAAACCCAUUUUGGAGCUACAGUUUUUAGACCUAAAGAUCAACUAACUGAUCCCGGUGAUGGACCAUAUUUAUGUACAAGUUAUCAUGUUUACUCAACUUUUGAAGUGUGUGUUAUGUGUGCAAUGGCACUAGUGCACAGCAGGGUGAAAAGAGUGUUUUAUGGGGCAAGUAGUGAUAAUGGGGGAUUGGGGACACUUUGUAAAAUCCAUACUGUGAGGGACUUGAAUCAUCAUUAUGAGGUUUUUGGUGGUUUGUGUGAGAGUGAGUGUGAGGAAUUAAAUGGAGGUGGUUGUUAAAAUGUGGAGAAAUUAUUGUAAUAUUUGUUGACAUAUGUAAU
This is a messenger RNA of Anthonomus grandis grandis, 1428 nucleotides long. Its product is annotated as probable inactive tRNA-specific adenosine deaminase-like protein 3. NCBI's taxonomy places the organism in Eukaryota, Metazoa, Arthropoda, Insecta, Coleoptera, Curculionidae. Gene Ontology annotation, molecular function: tRNA-specific adenosine-34 deaminase activity. Gene Ontology annotation, biological process: tRNA wobble adenosine to inosine editing. The coding region runs from base 326 to 1387 and encodes 353 amino acids. Gene Ontology annotation, cellular component: nucleus; cytoplasm. The record is from RefSeq and is a predicted model, not a curated record. The transcript is spliced from 2 exons.